AAAAAUUAACUGGAUUUUGUUUGAUAAAACGUUUUAUCAGAUUACCUUGCGUUGCUGCAUUAACUCGACUUGGUCCAGUAUAUAUCGUUUAUUUUGCUCCUAAUCAUGGAUGCAGAUCGUUGUAGAAUUAGGACAAAUUCUACUGCCGAAAUAGAUAGUAGAAAAAGUAGCAUCGGUCAAUAUCCAUAUGAACCGAAAGUUGUGCAAUUGGAACCUAUCGUUUUCAAGCCAUCGGCUGAAUUGGUCCCGGAUGAGUACGAACGUGAAAACAAUAAAAACUUUGCCGUUAAAAUCGUACAACUGAAAAUUGACAGAGAUGCAGAGAAUUUGUAUAAGAGUUUGAAGGAGGAGCUGGGUUAUAACGUGGAUAGAAAAAUAAUAGAUGAAGCUGAAUAUGGAAAUAUUGAACUUGCAUGCUUGGAUUACGCGAAAACAACAAAGCAAGAAGUUGAAGCAACUAAUAUUGAUGGUUUGAUAAUGAUUUUUGCGAAACUAGCUUUACAGCCAAAAAGAAUGAGUGAAAUAUGGGGCGAAUUUACGUCAGACAAUUGUCCAUCUUUAGCAGAUAAACCCAAAAUAUUUUUAUUUCAGACUAUGGAUAAAAAGAUCGGAACAGAUGGAACACUUAAAAGAGCGUCAUAUCAGCAGCUUUACAACUCACCAGUCGAAACAGAUCUCCUUAUAGUAUAUGAUAAUUACCACGACCAAGGUUCAAUGGAUUUCCUUUUCAGUUUCAAUGAGAACAUUACCAAUUUUGCCGCUCAAGAAGAUCUACUUUCUUUAAUAACCGUAAGCAAGGGAUCGAGCAACAGGCCUGUAGUUAUUUCCACCAUGACUAAAAAAUUUUACCUGCUCAAUCACGAGCACAGAGGUCACCAUCUUGACAUCGUGGAAAAUCACAACGAGAUAAAAAAACAUCUGGAAGACAUAAAACGGUACGUCACGGAACCGAAGCCAAAAGCACAGCCAAAAGUUAAGCGAAAUCCAUCAAGAAGAACAAACAAUAGACCAAUAGAGCAAGCAGUCCCAGAUGGAGUUGGGUCCAUUCGAACGCCAACAGCCGAACGAGUUAAUAAGACGAUUAAAAGUAAUAAAUCAGUUGAAGAUAAACCUCCAUGGAGAUACUGAAAUGAAAGAACUGAUAUGUAACUAGAACAUUGAGAACUUAACAUUAGGAUUAUAUUGAAUAAAUAACAGAAAACGCU
Sitophilus oryzae (rice weevil) is the source of this 1205-nucleotide messenger RNA. RefSeq lists its product as uncharacterized. Gene Ontology annotation, molecular function: cysteine-type endopeptidase activity. The transcript has 4 exons. The record is from RefSeq and is a predicted model, not a curated record. The coding region runs from base 106 to 1128 and encodes 340 amino acids. Gene Ontology annotation, biological process: proteolysis. Lineage: Eukaryota; Metazoa; Arthropoda; Insecta; Coleoptera; Curculionidae.